CUGCACUAUGGGACCCUCCUGGGCAGCAAAGCUUGUGCCCACAUGGCAGCAGCUGCCUGGGCCAGUGGCUUUCUCACUGCUCUGCUGCACACAGCCAAUACAUUUUCCCUGCCAUUGUGCAAGGGCAAUGCCCUGGGCCAGUUCUUCUGUGAGGUCUCACAGAUCCUCAAGCUCUCCUGCUCAAACUUCUACCUCAGGGAAGUUAGGUUUCUUGUGGUUAGUGCUUUUCUUUUUUUUAGCUGUUUUGUGUUCAUUGUUUUCUCCUAUGUGCAGAUCUUCAGGGUUGUGCCGAGGAUCCCCUCUGAGCAGGGAUGGCACAAAGCCUUUUCCACCUGCCUCCCUCACCUGGCUGUGGUCUCCCUGUUCUUCAGCACUGGCACAUUUGCCUACCUGAAGCCCCCCUCCACCUCCUCCCCGUCCCUGGAUCUGUUCCUGUCAGUUCUGUACUCAGUGAUGCCUCCAGCCCUGAACCCCCUCAUGCACAGCCUGAGGAAUCAAGGCUGCAGUGAUUACUACAACAAAACAGAAACAAUUAUUGAUUACUACAAGGAAAACGAUACUAUAAAAAGGGAGCAGCAAAUCAAGCUCGGUGGAAGCGUGGAGUGGGCGGUGUGUGCCGCCCCAGGUGCCACCAAGGAGGUUCAGGCGGGGAUCGGUGCCUUGGGGGCGCUGCCCGGAGUCGGGGGCGCCAUCUUUCCUUUCUGCCUCUAA
Messenger RNA from Oenanthe melanoleuca, 711 nucleotides. Its product is annotated as olfactory receptor 14A16-like. The transcript is spliced from 3 exons. NCBI's taxonomy places the organism in Eukaryota, Metazoa, Chordata, Aves, Passeriformes, Muscicapidae. The annotation marks the transcript as partial. Gene Ontology annotation, cellular component: membrane. Gene Ontology annotation, molecular function: olfactory receptor activity. The record is from RefSeq and is a predicted model, not a curated record. Gene Ontology annotation, biological process: G protein-coupled receptor signaling pathway.